Closterium sp. NIES-67 is the source of this 4072-nucleotide messenger RNA. The record is from the annotation of a GenBank genome assembly. NCBI's taxonomy places the organism in Eukaryota, Viridiplantae, Streptophyta, Zygnematophyceae, Desmidiales, Closteriaceae.
ACCAGAAACCUAGAGACCACUCCUCACAUUGUGUCCUUGUGUGUAGCUACUGUACAGCACUGUACAUUGCUCUCCUUGCCUCGUCUGCGCGCCUAGACUGCUGCGCUCUCCCCGUCGAGAAGUCAAUCUGACUAUCAUGCACCAUUUCUUAGACCACUUACACGUGGACCGACGAACAAGGUUCAGCUGCCUUCACGGGCUCUCGCACACCCGUUACUGACUGACUCGCAGGAUGGCGAGUGCCAGCACCACGUUCUCUGCGAUAGUAACACCCUCGCUAGACGCUCGAGCCGCACAUGCUCACUCCGAUAGGUGCGUCAGCAGCAGUUUCAGCUCCCCGGUCGCGUGCUGUAGCAUCUGUAGCAUGCAUAGCUUACGCACCGUCGAACACGUCAGCAGAGACCAGCUUGCUCACGCCAGCGAAUCAACAACCGCCACGUCGACGUGCCGCGAACAACGCUCCGAGUCCGGCGGCAUGGAGGCGCGUGCUCAAGACAUCACAGCACGAAGCGGCCGACGGCGAUAUGAUUGCCGGGAGCAUAGCGGCAGCUACCGUACCGCGCGCAGGCCCGUUAUAGUCACAUGCGGGUGGGUAGCGCUGCUGCAUCUGCUGGCGCUGCUCUCCAGCCCUCGCACCGUUGUCGCCAGAACGACCGCUGUCGACAAUACCGGUCCCGCGGCGAGUGGCGUCGCGAGUGGUGACACGAGCGGUGAUGCAAGUGGUGGUGGUGAUGGGGGAGCGGCGGCGAGAGGCGGUGCUACUGGCAACGGCACGGCGAGCGGGAACGCGAGCCACGCAAGCAUCAUGGCGUAUCACAUGCCGCACAUGCUCGCCAAUCUCCUCCAGAACCCCAGUUUCGAGGGCCCAGCCUUCCCCGCGCGCCCGCAGCAUUGGCGCGCGCGGGGGCACGUUGCCCACAUCUGCCCCGCUUCCGCUCCCGCGCCCGCCUCCCCGGCGGAGGCCGCGGAAGCCGCCGCAACCGCCGCGCCCUUCCACGGCGCGUGCGCGCUCGAGAUUGCGGGCUGCGACGCGGGGGACACUAGCAACGGGGGGAGCGGUAAUCGCGGGUGCAGCUGGGGGGGAGUGUCGCAGCGCAUUCCCACGCGUCCCGGCAUGCGCUACCGGCUGACGUUCUUUUUCACUGCCCGGGCUGCCCGGCAACGGUCGGUCAACCUACGCGUGCGAUUCGGGCAAGAGCGGGCGCGGUUCGCGCUGCCGGCGGCGGUCGCGGCGGCGGUGGCGCGCGGAGCCGCGCCGUCGGUGCUGGGGGGAUGGAGCAUGGGAUCGGUGGAUUACGUGGCGGACAACGCGACCACGGUAGUGAAAUUUAUCGUGGCCAUGGCGGAUAACAGCACCGUGAUUGACGGCGUCUCGGUCAUCGCGCUCCCGAAAGUAGCGGACCCCCGCCACCCGCGCAUCAUGCGCUUCGCCCUUCCGCCUCCCGCCCCCGCUGCCCCCCUGCCUCUGCUCCUCUCCGCCUUCGCCACUGCCGGCUCCGCCAACAUCACCCUCACCCCCGUCGUCCGCGCGCCUUCCGCUGCGCUUGGUGCGCCUGAAGCGUCCCCCAACGGCGCGCUUCCGCCACCCGCGCAUUCCCCGCAUCUCGUCACCACGGGCGCAGCGUUCUUCCCCGCGCCCCAGCAGCUUAUUCUGAAGGACGCCUCCGCGGGCCUCUGCGCCGCGCGCUCCUUUCUCACCGCCUUCACCUUCUCCGCCACGCGCGCGCCCUUCGACGCGUCCGCCGACGAGGGGGGCGCAGGGGGAACGGGGGAAGCUGAGGGGCUUGAGAAGGCAGCAGGGAAGGGCCCGCGCGCGGGGAAACCUACAGCGGGAGGGGGAGGGCUCGGGUUAGGGUUUGGUCACUCAUGUGCCCCUGCUGCGCCUGACGGUGAGAUACUAGCAGGGGAGGGGGGGGACGGGGAGACAGAAACAGCAAGCAGCAACAGCAGCAGCAGCAACAGCAGCAGCAGCAACAGCAGCAGCAGCAGCGGGUGGUUAGAUAGUACCGGGACAGAUAUAGCACUGGCAGCAUGCGAGCACGGGGUAGCCGUGUCCUUCGCCAGCUGGCAGGACAAUCCCGAGGAGCAGGCAGCAGCAGCGGGCACGCCGCUAAAGUCACCCCCCAAGGAGUACGUGGGCGUGCGCAUCGGCAGCAGCAUGAAAUCGCUGCUGGCUGCCAAUGCCGCUUCCUCCCUGCCUCUACCUGCUGCCUCUGCUGCAAACGGCUCUAACACCAACCAGCAGCAGCAGCAGCAGCAGCAGCAUGCGGGGGCGGCUGCUCUAACCGACGGCCAGCCGCACAGUGUGUGGGUGGAGUACUGCGCCCCCUCGCACACUCUCUCCGUGAGCUUCACCCGGCCCCGCGCCACGGCGCACCACUGCCCGCUUGCGUUUGAAGCAGACCGGCAGAGGGAGUGGGAGCAGCGGCAGGGCCGGCAGGUGGAGCACUCGCGCAUUCUCCGCGCACAGUUGGACCUCUGUGAUGCUCUAGGGGGUGGGAGUGGGCGGGGCGUGGAGUAUGUUAUCACCCAGUGGUCGUUCCGAGAGCUGGGAUCUCCACCAGUGUUUGACAAGGCAGCAACAGCCACCCCCUGGCAGCCAGACGCCACCUCCUCCUCCUCGUCCUCCGCGCUCUCUCCGCUCCUCAUUGCAGUGAUCGUCGUCUCCUCUGCUGCCGCCCUGGCUGCUGUGCUUGCUGUUUUCAUCCGCUUGAGGCGCCACCCAUUAGGAGCAUCGCGAAUCAUGGCGUACGACGAGCUCAUCGCCUCCCCAAACUUCCCCACCUUUCCCCCCUCCUCCUUCGCCUCCGGCUCCCGAUCCUACCGCUCCUCCCUUCCUCUGUGCCGCCGCUUCCGCUUGGACGACCUUAAGCGCGCCACCCACCGCUUUGACCUGCGGCGCCGUCUGCACCGGGACGGCCACGGGGGCGCGUACGGCUCCGUCUUCCGCGCUGACUCGAGCCUUAUCGCCCCGGACAAAGACACCCGGAGAUGCGACGACGGGCGAGGGGGCACGGGGGGUGUGCUGGGGAAGGGGCUGGGGGGAAGAGGUGGCGGGGGGGGAGGAGGAGGGGGGACGGAGUGGGCGGUGAAGAGGUACGGGCGGUUUAGCUGGCGGGUGGGGGACAGGGGGAGGAGCUUUGAGGAGGAGGUGGAGGCGUAUGCGCGGCACGGGCAUGUGCACCUGGUGCCGGUGGUGGGGUACUGCUGCGAGGGGCACGAGCACCUGGUGGUGUACCAGAUGCUCCCGCAUGGGUCGCUGCGAGACAACCUGCAUGCGCCCUGCGACUCGCCCAUGUCGAUGGAGCAGCGGCUGCACAUCGCGGUGGGCGUGGCGGAGGGGUUGGCGUUCAUGCACCAGCAGCACCCGCCGCUCAUCCACCGCAACCUCAAGCCCUCCAACAUCAUGCUCACGCCCUCGCUGCAGCCGCAGAUAGGUGACUUUUGCUUCGUGCAUCACGACAGCGAGGGGCGCAUCAACGCGGUGCCAGAGGCAGUGGAGCAGGAGGGGUACCGGGACCCCGCCAUCGCGGACCUGCACCUGCCCACACAGGCGCUCACACCGCAGCAGACCGACGUGUACAGCUUUGGAGUGAUUCUACUGGAGCUGCUGACAGGGCGACUGGCAGUAGUGCCUGACCCAGAUAACCCCUGCGACAACAUGGUCAUCACCGACUGGGCGGUGCACUACGUAGCAGAGGGUGAGGUGCAUCUCAUUAUCGACCCCCGGGUCUUUUCCCCUGACCUCACCCCCGCCUUCCAAACCCUUGGGGAUAUCGCCACUGCUUGUGUCGCUUCUCCCGCUGCCACCCGCCCGAGCAUGGAUGAUGUGGCAAGGCAACUUGCUGACGUGUAUGCGGAGUAUUUUCAAGAAGAGGGGGAGGGGGCUAUGGGGGUUGGCAUGAUUGAUGUGUCACAGCAUCCAGAGGUGUAAUCGGGCUUUGGAUGUUAGGCUGGGAGAUGAAGGUUACUUGUUUUGUAACUAGCUAGAGGAAAAUGGCAUCGCUAAAUGUGUAACCAAAACGCAAGUGCCAACACACUUAUACUUCAAGUACCGGUAUGAAAGGAUCUC